Messenger RNA from Anisakis simplex (herring worm), 3162 nucleotides. NCBI's taxonomy places the organism in Eukaryota, Metazoa, Nematoda, Chromadorea, Rhabditida, Anisakidae. The record is from the annotation of a GenBank genome assembly.
AUGCGUACCAAGACGAUCGACUCGAUGUUUUCGAAUGCAAAACGACAGUUCUUAAUAGCGACUGUUUGGUAUCGAACUUUAACAAAUCCAAUUUUGGAAGCAUUUGGUAACGCGAAAACGUUACGGAACAAUAACAGCAGCCGAUUCGGGAAGUUUAUUGAGAUCCAUUUUGGAUCAAAAAAAACAGUAGCCGGUGGAUUCGUGUCUCACUACUUGCUAGAGAAGUCUCGGAUUUGUCAGCAACAAGAGGGUGAACGCAAUUACCAUAUAUUUUAUCAGUUGAUCGCAGGUGCAGAUGCAACCCUAGUCAAGAAGUUCUCGUUGAAGAACGUCAAGUCAUUUAAUUGCUUGCAGGUGGAUGAUUUGCAUGAUGCUGUUGUUGACGAUUAUGCAGACUUUCAUAAGUUGUGUAAGGCAUUGUUGAGUAUUGGAUUAAGUGAAAAAGAGUCGUUGCAAGUUUUUCAAAUCGUUGCUGCCAUUCUGCAUUUGGGUAACGUGCAAUUUGAUGAAAAUACGGACGACACCAAAGGUGGAUGUAAAGUGGACGUGCACAGUGAAGAAUCCCUCCGUUUGGCUGCCUCUCUUCUUGGUGUAGAAGCUAAUGAAUUACGUUGUGGACUUGUUUCACGCAUUAUGCAACCCAAAAAAACAACAAAUCAUAUGGGAACGAUUAUAAAUGUCCCCUUGAAACCACUUGAAGCGACGGCUGCGAGGGACGCACUGUCGAAGGCGAUUUACAGUAAACUGUUCGACUGGAUCGUCUUACGAAUCAACAAAUGCAUUCCUUUCGCAGACAGCAUCAGUUACAUUGGUGUUCUUGACAUUGCUGGCUUCGAAUUCUUCACAGUGAACUCGUUUGAACAGUUUUGCAUCAAUUACUGCAACGAAAAAUUGCAACAUUUCUUCAACGAUCGUAUCUUGAACCGUGAACAGGAACUGUACGAGAAAGAACAACUGAAAAUACCGCGGAUUGAAUAUUUUGAUAAUCAAGAUUGUAUCGAAUUGUACGAACAACGAUCCACUGGUUUGCUUGAUAUGCUCGAUGAAGAAGCUCGACUACCGCGCCCUUCUCCACAACAUUUCACUGCUGCCACACCGAGACAGUCAAAGCUGCGUCAGCAUCGUGAAAUGCGUGAUGAUGAAGGAUUUCUGAUAAGGCAUUACGCUGGUUCAGUUUGCUAUCAAACUGCUCAUUUUCUCGACAAAAACAAUGAUGCAUUGCAUGCCUCAUUGAAAGCGCUCGUUGAGGAAAGCAGUGUUCCCUUCGUUCAACGUUUAUUCAAAGAUGAUAAAAAUACGCACCUGGAACGCUUGAAUGGCUGCAAGUCAUCCUCGUCAAAUAAGCUCAUCAGUGCUUCAGUUAGCAACAAAUUCCGCUCGCAGUUGAAUGUACUUCUGCAGAAACUUGAAAGCACGGUUGAUCAUUAUUACUUUCAUCCUUACAUUCAAUCUUUGCAACUUAUAUCAACUGCUUAUUUGAAGGGAACACAUUUUGUUCGAUGCAUAAAACCCAAUUCCAAGAUGUGUUCAUCUCUUUUCGAAGGAUCACUAAUCUUGAGUCAGUUGGAAUGUGCUGGCAUGACAAACGUACUUAAACUUAUGCAUCAAGGAUAUCCAUCCAGGACUGGAUUUGUGGAUCUUUACGAGAAGUACAAAAGAUAUCUACCGCCCCACCUUGCACGCCUACACCCUCGACUCUUCUGCAAAUGUCUUUUCCGGGCUAUUGGUCUCGACGAAAACGACUUCAAAUUCGGUUUAACGAAGGUUUUUUUCAAGCCUGGCAAAUUUGCUGAAUUUGACCACAUGAUUCGUGAUGAUAAAGAGCAAAUCAAAGCUCUUAUUGCUAAAGUGCAAUCAUGGGUGGUACGACUCUCACUUUAUCGACGAGUGCAGGCUCUACUGCAACGAGAAGAGCAAUUACUGGCCAGUAUGAAAAAACUUACCUCUAAAAGUCAGCGCAAGUGGUCAUCUGCAGUAAAGCAAAUUAAAACUGAAGGCGAUCAACUGUUACAUGAUAUCAGAGUUGACGAGCUAUACGAUGAGAAAAAAAUGGAAGGUUCGUAUAAGAAACUAUCGCAGAAUCUUGAAAGAACUCUUGCUUCGUUGAGAUGCGAGAUCAAGAGUUUUCUGAAUUUAUCGAUAUUCAGAGAACAGUUGGCAGCUGAUGAACAAGAGCGAAUACGAAAGUUGGAAGAAAACAUGAGACUGAAAAAAGAGAAAGAAGAACGUGAAAAACGUGAAGCUGAGGAAAACCUUAACAGAAUUCGUGCUGAGAAACGUUUAUUGGAAGAGAGGAGGAAGUGGGAGGAAGAAAGGUUCUUGACACAACAGACUGAAAGAGAAAAGGAAUGUGAGCGUCAUGAACAACAACGUAAAAACAGAGUGAAGGAAGAUGAACAAACUCGAUUAGACGAACAAUUAGCGAGGCAGUUGGCUUUAGAGGACGGUCAAGUAGUGAAAGAAAAUGAACAAACUCGAUUAGACGAACAAUUAGCGAGGAGGUUAGCUUUAGAGGACGGUCAAGCUGCUCAAGAAAAUGAAAACCUCUUUUUAAAGAUAUCAUCUGAGAUUAAUUCAGAUAUCAAAUUGAUAGAGGCAAUUCGUGACGAAUUUCACCGUCGUUUACAAACGUAUCAGCAGUGGAUAGAUGCGAAUCAAUCCAGUAACGAACGACAUAGACCUCGUGCUCCGAGCCACAUCAUUAGCAAAUGUCGUUCUCUUCAACAAAUUCAGUGGAUACGAAACACAUUCAUGGUUCAACUUCAAAUCUUCAACGCUACUUCAAAGUGCCCUUUGAUGGGCAUACGAAUGGCACUGAUGAAUAUGCAUGAAUACAAAGAGACAAUGAAUGACUUACAACUACUACAGCUAGUUUAUUAUCAAGCAGGUUUGUCAAGUGAUCGUUGCCAAACUGGAGUCUGGUACGCACAUUUCGAUGGGCCGUGGGUAGCAAGGCAGAUCGAGAUUUACCCCAAUAAGAAACCUCGCUUGCUCAUUUCGGGACGUGACGACAUGGAAAUGUUUGAAAAGUCACUGGAUCAGACGCAGUUAACAAGGACGAAGGGCGCUGAGAUCUUGGCUGACGAGUUCAAUGCACUUUGGAACAGCCACGGCGGUCCCACUUAUCUGAGUGGAACGGCAAGCAGUAAACGAACGCCUUGA